AUGGGGUCUGUAACAGCUCUCCGGAGUUUGGAUCUGUUUGUCGUUUUGUCUCUGCUGUCCCCGUCUAUCAACGCGAACCGGAUGAUCGCAGACACACCGGACCUCCAGAAGUCCCCCUCCACCACCGGACUCGGGGUGAAGGAGCACUCACAGAUUGUUGCCCAGCACAAUAGAUUGCGCAGCCGGGUCAAACCCAUGGCAGCUAACAUGCAAAAAAUGGAGUGGGAUGAGAAGUUGGCCUUACUUGCAAAGGAGAGGGCAGAAUCCUGUCACACAGACCCCUCCCCUCAGCACUCCUCAACCUCCAGUCACAUUGGCUGGAACACACAUCUUUCUGUUCAUGGUGUCGCUUCAUUUUCUGACAUCAUCGACUCCUGGUUUGAGGAGGGAAAGGAUUUUCUCUACUUAAGUGGGCAAUGUAGAGAGAACGCCAGCUGCCAACACUACACACAGCUUGUGUGGGCCACUUCGAGUCAUGUGGGCUGUGCCAGCCAGCUGUGUCUGAGAGAAGGAGACCUCCGGGAGAUUUUUGUCUGUGCAUAUUACCCAGGAGGUAACUGGGAGGUGAAUGGUCGACUGGUGAUUCCCUACAAGUCGGGGCUGUGCUGCUCUCUCUGUACCUCUUCCAUGUCUGGCUGCUUUAGACUGUGGGAUCAUGUAGGUGGAUUGUGUGAGAUUCCAAGGAAUCCAUGCCGUAUGAGCUGUGGUCAGCACGGCCGUCUUAACAUCUCAUCCUGCAAGUGCAUGUGUGACGCGGGAUUCACGGGACGCUUCUGCCAGGUACGGUGCAGUGUGCAGUGUGUACACGGUCGUUUCAAAGAAGAAGAAUGUUCCUGCCUGUGUGAUGUCGGCUAUGGCGGUGCUGAGUGUGCAGAGAAAGUGCCGUUUCCCUUCCACAGCUGUGAUGUGAUGAUAGAUGGAGAUUGUUUCAUGGUGUCUUCAGAAGCUGACACCUACUACGGAGCCAAAAGUCACUGUCAGGAACGAGGAGGUAUUCUAGUUCAGAUCCACAAUCAGAAGGUUCAGGACAUCCUGGCGUUUUAUCUCGGUCAGCUAGAGACAAGCAACGAGGUCACCAGCAUUGACUUUGAAACAAGAAACUUCUGGAUUGGUCUGACAUACAAGCCUCUGAAAGACUCAUUUCGCUGGGACACCGGAGAGAUCCCUACAUUCAGCAGCUUUGCCUUUGGGCAACCAGACAACCAAGGUUUUGGAAACUGUGUAGAGCUGCAGGCAUCAAGUGCUUUCAACUGGAACGACCAGCGCUGUAAGACACGGAACAGAUAUGUUUGCCAGCAUGCUGCAGAGCACAUUGCCCGGUGGUAGGAUGGAGGGUGAUGGACCUCUCCGUUGUUGG
Messenger RNA from Seriola dumerili (greater amberjack), 1357 nucleotides. RefSeq names its product C-type lectin domain family 18 member A-like. The record is from RefSeq and is a predicted model, not a curated record. The transcript is spliced from 12 exons. Bases 1 to 1326 code for a protein of 441 amino acids. Lineage: Eukaryota; Metazoa; Chordata; Actinopteri; Carangiformes; Carangidae.